Parathielavia appendiculata is the source of this 1001-nucleotide messenger RNA. RefSeq lists its product as uncharacterized. Bases 291 to 839 code for a protein of 182 amino acids. The record is from RefSeq and is a predicted model, not a curated record. The transcript has 4 exons. NCBI's taxonomy places the organism in Eukaryota, Fungi, Ascomycota, Sordariomycetes, Sordariales, Chaetomiaceae.
CAGAGGGCGAGUUGCCGGUCUCAGCUGACGAUAGAUCAAGGGCGAUUAUAAUGCUAAUGUCGUUCCUUCCAUCUCAUCUCUUGCCUCGAAAAUUUCACCCUCUUUGAGCAUUCUCCGGUUUUUCCUGGAGCCAUCUACUCUCAAUCUCUUGCUGUAGACUCUUAUCUGCCGACGUUCAACCUUCAGAAGUCCUCAGCAGCCGACCAUCACGAAUCCAAUCAACCUUCCUGAAAGCCGCUUGUAAUUCACCACCAACAACAGCAACUGCAUCGACCUGGAGUUCCUUCACCAUGACAACCAUCACUAGGUUCAUGUCUCUCAUCCUGUUCGCGGCCUUCGCUCUGGUGGCGUCGGCCGCACCUUAUCGUUCCGACGACAACACCAUCACGGACGUCAUGCAUCGCCGCACACCAGCUCCCAUUCAGGGUUCUCCCACCCGCGACGCCAUGGCUUCGGCCUGUACUAAUGGCACGCCGGCUUCCAAGCAGCAUCCCGCGGGCUACCCAAUCAACAACUACACGGUGGUGACUCCGGAUGGCAACAGCAUGACUUCGUACACGAUCACGGAGGACUGGUACGGUGACCACUUCGUGUCAGGCCCGCACAUCAUGAACUUCAACCACAAAAGCGAUCCGUACGGCCCGUUCAAGUGCCAGUACACGUGCAAUGCCAAUGGCAACUGCAACGCCUACUUUGUCUGGUACGAGGACGUCGGCACCGACCACGAGCACCUCAAAUGCGUGCUGUUCGAUGCUAUUAUCCCGCCCUCGGUCUUCGUCGAGGUCACUGGCACCAUCGCCUCGGGUGCAUAUGACAGGCUCUGCGACCACUCAUCUUAGACCACGGCCGGUGUAGGUAGUCUGCCCAGUUUCCGGGCGGUGGACGGGACCUUUGAGUUGUGAGACCCAAUUCCUUCAGAGAGGUCCCUGGAGCAACUUCUUCUCAACCUCUAAGACGCAGGGAUCGGUGGUAACUACUUCAUCAUGCUGUAUGCGCCAAAA